This is a messenger RNA of Fusarium proliferatum ET1, 396 nucleotides long. RefSeq lists its product as uncharacterized. The transcript has a single exon. The record is from RefSeq and is a predicted model, not a curated record. NCBI's taxonomy places the organism in Eukaryota, Fungi, Ascomycota, Sordariomycetes, Hypocreales, Nectriaceae. Bases 1 to 396 code for a protein of 131 amino acids.
AUGGAUCAGGCAUCUUCUACUACAAUGCAUACAACUCAAACCAGGGCUUUCAACACCUGGCUCUGCCUGACCGAGGUCCGAACCAAAGACAUUCGUGGCACUCUGGAUGACUUGCGACAAGGGCCUCCACGACCGCUUUCGGAAGAGGAAAUUAGCAGACUCAUGUUUAUGCUCGGUCAUGUCUUCCACGCCACAGAAAUGGCGCAGAAACUCGUAGACGAGCACGAUGAAGACCAGAAGCGCGACCUGCAAGCCGUGUGUCAAGAGGCAAGGGAGGUUAUGAUUGCGGUGGAUUGCAUACAGAUUGCCAUCUGGCGACUCAACCCCGAUCGACGUUGUCUUAGUCUCAAUGGGCGUGUCCGCCACAAUCCCUAUGAAGAACCUAUUGACAAGUAA